Molecule: messenger RNA, 168 nt
Organism: Dicrocoelium dendriticum
Lineage: Eukaryota; Metazoa; Platyhelminthes; Trematoda; Plagiorchiida; Dicrocoeliidae
Source: the annotation of a GenBank genome assembly
AAAAUCCCGCGAAGUGGUCCUUCAUUUCACACAGCUGAUUGCAUUCUGUUUAUGCAAACCGGAUUCCGCUUGCAAGCAUUUCACUUCUCACAGGCUUUGCCUGGAAUUACAGUUCGGUGAGACAGGACUUGAGUGUCUUAAAUACCUGGAACUCCUCGUUAGCGAGAG